AUGAGGUGGAUUUGCGUUAUUCUGCUAUUUAGAUCUGUGCUUAGUGUAUCACACAGUCCCGAUGAGAACUUUAACAUGAGAAACUCCAGUCUGUUUGAAGGAGACAUGAUUCUCUCAAAAGACCAACAAGAAAGAGCGGAAGAAGAAUUAGACAUUGAUGAUUCUCGGCAUAAAAGAGCCACCUCGAGAUCCAGAUUGUGGCCAAGGGGAGUCGUGAAAUAUAAAAUCGAUGUAAACCUCGGUCGAAAAUCCCGAGCUAUGACUGCCAUCAAAGCAGCAAUGGCGGAAUGGAGGACAAAAACUUGCAUCCAGUUUAAGAAGAGAACAAACGAAAAAGCUUACGUCCUGUUUCGGUAUAGCAAUCGGUUUAUUUGGAACCAACAUAAUGACCAGCUCCCAGUUGCCUUGUUAGCUCAGUUCGUAGAGCGUCAUUGGUUCAAAUCCCUCGGUCGUCGUCAGGAAAUCUUUCUCGGACCAAGGUGUUGGUUCAAAGGAACAGUUGUUCAUGAAAUAGGGCAUGCGAUUGGAUUUUAUCAUGAACAGUCUCGACCUGAUCGAGACUCUUACAUCAAAAUAAAGUACGAAAACAUUCGUUCAGGAGCAAAGAAAAAUUUUCACAAGUACCGGCGAUCGACAAUUGAUUCACUUCUCACGCCAUAUGAUUAUGGAAGUGUGAUGCAUUACAGAAGUAAAGCUUUCAGCAAGAAUGGAAAGCCAACAAUAAUUGUUAAAAAACACGGGGUAACCAUUGGUCAGAGACGACGUUUAAGUCCGAUUGAUGCUCGGCAGGCGGACCUUAUGUACAAAGCAGAGUGUAAACGGAGGGCGAAAGUAAAAGGACGGGGAGAGAAAGGUAAAACCAACACAAAAGAAAAAUUUUCAAAUAGCUAGCACUUUCCUGAGGAAAACACGAACCAUUUUUCUUGUCAUCAUUCGAAUUCGUUCUUAUCAUGUCGAGACUGCACUAUUCUAGUCAUUCACCUUCAAAUUGAUAAAAAAUUCUGAUUUCCUUCAAACAACGAUUUCUCUAUAAAACUGCCAGCUAUUACAUCAUAAUUUUCCAAACCAGUUGGAUUGAAAGAGCAAGAGUGAGAGAUGAAGUGAUUAAAGCACUCAAGAGUUGAAUUUUUUCGCUGUGUAAACGCAUCAGGCUCUUUAUCCAUACACGAUUUUCGUACUUUCACAAGUUUUAGGGGAGGUUUGCGUUUUCUGCAUGCGAAAGAACUUGUCAAUUGAAAGACGAACGAAGUGCCGAUUUGG
This is a messenger RNA of Pocillopora damicornis (cauliflower coral), 1260 nucleotides long. Its product is annotated as blastula protease 10-like. The record is from RefSeq and is a predicted model, not a curated record. Lineage: Eukaryota; Metazoa; Cnidaria; Anthozoa; Scleractinia; Pocilloporidae.